Molecule: messenger RNA, 4323 nt
Organism: Episyrphus balteatus (marmalade hoverfly)
Lineage: Eukaryota; Metazoa; Arthropoda; Insecta; Diptera; Syrphidae
Gene: ric8a
Product: synembryn
Exons: 2
Coding region: 204-1793 (529 amino acids)
Biological process (GO): G protein-coupled receptor signaling pathway
Cellular component (GO): cytoplasm
Molecular function (GO): guanyl-nucleotide exchange factor activity; G-protein alpha-subunit binding
Source: RefSeq, a predicted model, not a curated record
GUCAGUCAGAAAAAAAUUGACAACCCUGAUUUCCACCAAAUCGCCGAAGUGAAGAAAGAAUUCUUUUUUGUAAACUAAUCGAAAUCCAAUUUUUCCAAACACAGUCGAACGAAGUUUUCCCCCCAACACAAAAACUGAUUUCACUAAUUUUUCCAAACAAAUUAAAUUAGUGCUCGAGAGGAUUUAUUUACAUUCCAAUUAAGAUGAUGGACGAAAAAGAUAUUGAAGAUCUUCAAAGUUCGGAUGUUGACAAAAUUAAAACAAUUCUUGGCACAUUCAAUACAAAAUAUGCAACAUUAUUCGAUUUCACCGAAUUCAACAUCUCUGGCCAAUGGACAACCAUUUGGAAUGCAUUCUUUGCCAAUCUACGCGAUUCAUCGAAAACCGCUCUUUACCCUCAAUUGCUUAAUAGUGUUCGCAUCCUAACACGCGACGAACAAUGCAUUAAAGUCAAUAACAUCCUCCCUGACUUUAAUUGCCUUCUCGAUUUAGCCGACUUGGGACCAGAAAAACUCACUAAUCCAUGCACACACACAACAGAAACAAGCAUUGAAGCUUUGAAAUGCUUGUGUAAUAUAGUUUUCCUAAGUUCCGAUUGUCGUAAAGUAUGCAUUAAGAAUUCCGCAACAGAGCGAAUCUUAAAACGUGUCAGUAGUCCAAAUAGUCAUCCAUUUGAGAUUGAAUUUUAUGAUAUGAAAUUGUUAUUCCUUAUAACUGCCUUGGAACCGAUAACACGCACUAAAGUACAAAUCGAUUUGAAUGGUAUUUUCUUCCUAACCGAAUGGCUCGAUAUGAAAUUGUCAUUGGAAGAGAAAUCCGAACAACAAAUCGAUUUGAUUUGUGAAAUACUCAAGGUUAUGUUUAAUGUAACCUCGAAUCCGGAUCGAAGUCCGAAUGAGAAUGAAAUACAAAAUAGACGAUUGACGGCAGUCAUUCGGGGGCUAUUGUAUGAGUUUGGUAGUUUGGAAACUGAAAAACAUCGAAAUGUUGUAUCGAAUUGUGUUAAUUUACUUACAAACAUUUGUACUAGUUGUUUGGUUGAACUUAUAACUAGGCCAGGAGUUGGGGAAGCUCCAGAGAAUGUAUAUGAAGGGAAGUGCAUUCGUUCGUUGGAGAUUCUGUUGCGCUUUCUUAAAUCAAUGCUGGAUGAUAAGGAAGGUAAUCCGAUAGCUAAUGAUUGCCUUGCACCAGUUCUUACUGUGCUGAUUAAUUGUGCACGAUGUUGCCCGGUUAUGAGGCAUUAUAUUCGUCAGGUAGUUCUUCCUCCACUCAAAGAUGUCUCCCAUCGACCAGAGGUCGGUGAUGAGUUGCGUAAUCAUCUUUGUCGGUUUCUAACAAUUCCCGAGAUGAUUAUAAGGGAUUUAUCAGCUGAAUUGCUUUUUGUUUGUUGCAAGGAAAAUGUAACUCGAAUGAUUAAAUACACUGGGUAUGGUAAUGCUGCCGGACUCUUUGCUAAUCGAGGUGUUUUAGAUUGUAGACGAAUUGAAAACACAGAAUAUUCAUCAGACAGCGAAGAUAGUGACACUGAGGAGUAUAAAGAAAUGCAACAUGGUAUUAAUCCGGUAUUAGGAUGCUUUGAGAAACCAAAACCUAGUCCGUUGGCUGGUAUGAGUGAGGAGCAAAAAGAAUACGAAGCUAUGCAAUUGGUUAAUUUAAUGGAUAAAUUACAUCGCAGUGGAGUUGUACAGCCAUGUCGUGUGGGUGAAGACGGGAAGCCACAUCCAGUCGAUCAUAUUUUGCAAUUACAAGAGGAACUUCCACAACAGCAAUUCGAUCAAAAACGAAAAACUUAAAGGAUUUCAAAAGAAAUACAUAGGUGUUUAGAAGUUAUUUAUAAUUAAAUUAUGUAAUUGAUUAUGUAGGUAAAUUGUAGAGAUAUAUUGUAUAUUUCUAUUUUAGUAAUUAAUUCUGUUGGAUAGAGUAUUUAUAGAAUUUGGUUGGGAUAUAGUUUAGCAUUGGAAAUGAUGGGGCUAAUAUAAGAACAAAAAAUACUACUUAUUAAUUUUUUGUGCGACAAUAUUUUUUUAAAAUGCGGUGCAAAGAGUGAACACUAUAAGAAGUUUUUCUUUUUCAAUGUUGCCCAAUGUUUAAUCAGUUAAUUCCCAUUGUUUUAUAGCUCUUCCAUAAAAGAAAGAAAAACAACGUUUAAGAUAAGUUUAAAUUUAUUGAAUUUUUCUGUACACUUCUUAAGUAAGUUUUGUAACCAGAGAUCAGAAAUAACAGUCAACCUUUAUUUUGAACUGGUUUCUCUCUGAGAGUUACCAUAUUACUUUAAAUACGUUUCGGUUAAAGUUUGAGAUUUAUUUUAAAAAAUCAUAAAUAAAGGUUAUCAGUUGAGAUUUAUUUUUUUUUAAAUAUCUCUCAAUAGUUGAGAUUUUUACAAAAAAAAAAAAAAUAAAUGGAAAAGGUCAACCUUUAACCGUUUUCGCAGAAAAGGUCAACCUUAAACCGUUUUCGCAGAAAAUAAAUCAAAAAUGGUUAAUUCAAAGGAAAAAAUCGAAUAUGUCAAAAAUCUUUAUUUUGCAAAAAUAAAAUAUGAAAAGGAUGUUUUUCUUAAUACAUGUAUUAAGUUCAACUUAUAAUACACUCUAAAAGUUCUUUGACCCAAGAUUAUAUAUCUUUUCGCUUAAAAUAAAAUGUAAUGAUGAAAAAUGUCCUUUCCACUGUGAUUUGGGUCGUAGGGACGACAAGCAAAACCAAUGCAAUUUCGAAUAUUUCAGGAGACCGAUGUUCUUAUUCUUAAAUUUGCAGAUGAGAUUUAUUUUUUUCUCUCAGCGAUAAAUAUCACUGGUUGACCGAAACAUAAAAAAUACAAAAUAAAGGUUUCUUUCAGACCUUGACCGAGAGUUUUAUUUUUUUAAAAGGUUUUUUUAUGACCAUUAUUGAAAAUGGCAACAAAUAAUAUUAAAGAACCUUUCAAAAGGUUGAGAUUUAUUAGGUGUAAAAGUUUUUCCAUAAUCCACACCACAUUUUUGUAGAAAAAUUUUACAACUAGACACGCUUUAUACUUCAAGGGUUUAGCAUCUUCAUUGGAUUUAAUUUAAAACACCAAUUUCGACUUCAAAGGUUUAACACCGACAGGUUUCUUCGUCUAGUCUUUCUCAGAAGGAUAAUUCAUGAUUGUAAUGUUUUACUAAUUUACCAUCCAAAAAUUUCGCUAACACUUCUCGAAAAUCACAAAUUUAUUUUAAACCCAAAAUGUAGUUACUGAAUUUUUGCAAUUUAACGACACCUACACCUACUUAAUAACUUUGCGGUUCUUUGGUAACAAUUUUGAAACCAAGGCCUCUUUAUACUAGCUAAGCUGGUACCGUAAAUUUGUUUGUUCAGUCCCAUUGAUCCGAUGUAAGAUUCCACCAAGUUAUGCAGAUUAGAAUCAUCAACCAAUAAUACUUAAGUUUUAAAUUUAUUUAUACACAAAUAAAAUAUAUAUUUAUUAUAAAAACAUAAAACAAAAAUACUGCAAAAACCAAAAAAAGUGUUCCUUUCUUGGUACUUACAAUUUCUUUUGCUUAUAGUUCAAUAAAAGAAAAAAUAAAAAGUAUUCGAAGAUUAAUUUGUAGAACUUAUAUGAAUAUGAAUAAUUUUAAAACAAAAGAAUAUAAUAGAAAAGUUAAAGAAGUUAUUAAAAAUAGAAAACUAGAAAACCAAGACCUAAAAUAUUUUCUAGCUUCGAAUUUAUUUUUGUUUUAUCGAACUAUAAACUAGACUUACCAAUUAAUAAAUAAAAAAAAAAAAAAAACAAAAAAAAACGUUACGAUUGCUUAAGUUUAUAGCAACUCCUAUUAGGAAUAUAAUGAAUGAAUGAUAUACUAUUAAAAGUUGUUUACCUAAACAUUUAGUAUUAUUAUAUUACUACAUUGCACUUAAUCUUAUCUUUAUUUAAAAUAAACAUGCUUAAAUUAUUUUAAUUAAUCCCCAAACAAAAGAGUCUACGCACUACUUUCGGAUAAAACAAACAAAAAAAAUACUGUGUUUCAAAACUGAUAAACUGAUUGUAAACCUUAGACUGUUUUUGUAAGUAAAAAAAAAAAUUAUUAAUCUUUGAAAAAAUCCGUUAUACCACAAUUACAUAAAUUAAAAAAAAGGAACAAUUGAAAUUAUUAAGUAAAUUAUACGACUAGCAAUAUUAAAAAAUUUAAAAAAAACGUCGGCGAAUGCAUGCAAAAUAUGGAUAGUGUGUAAGUGUGGUGAUCUUCUUUUACUCUGGAUUUGUAUGAACAUUAAAGUAUUAAUGUAAUUUAUUUCAAAGAUGAAAUAAAAUAACUACGAUAACGAUUUAAAAUAUUUCAAUAAAGUUAACUAUUGCAAGCACUUAUUUAA